This is a messenger RNA of Jaculus jaculus (lesser Egyptian jerboa), 880 nucleotides long. RefSeq names its product upper zone of growth plate and cartilage matrix associated (gene Ucma). Gene Ontology annotation, cellular component: extracellular matrix. NCBI's taxonomy places the organism in Eukaryota, Metazoa, Chordata, Mammalia, Rodentia, Dipodidae. The transcript is spliced from 5 exons. The record is from RefSeq and is a predicted model, not a curated record. Bases 101 to 517 code for a protein of 138 amino acids. Gene Ontology annotation, biological process: embryonic skeletal system development; regulation of osteoblast differentiation.
UCUGUGAGACUCAGACCCGAGGGCCCAGCGGACAGCAGCAUUGGGGCUGCAGGACACCUCACCUCGCCUACCUUGUGGGUCCUAGAGACACGCUACGGAGAUGUCCUGGAGAUGGGUCUUCAUGCUCUCUUCUCUCUCUGCCUUGGUGCUCCUGUGUAUGCUGCAGGAGGGGACCAGUGCAUCUGUGAGCAGCAGACAGACCGCGGGAGAAGAGCCUCAGGAAGGUGUGAGACAGAAGAUUUUCAUGGAAGAAUCAGAUGCCUCAAAUUUCCUCAAGAGACGUGGCAAGCGGUCCCCCAAAUCCCGAGAUGAGGUGAACGCGGAAAAUAGGCAGAAGCUGCGGGCUGAUGAGCUGCGGAGAGAAUACUAUGAGGAGCAAAGAAACGAAUUUGAGAACUUUGUGGAGGAACAAAAAGAUGAGCAGGAAGAGAGGAGCCGUGAGGCGGUGGAGCAGUGGCGACAGUGGCACCAUGACGGGCUGUACCCUUCCUAUGUCUACAACCGCCACCACAUCUGACCUCACCCCGGAGCAAGCGGGAGGACGGAGCCCGCAGCUCCUGCCUACCUGUGCGCCAGCACAUCCCUCCCGCUGGGUCAGGCCCUUGAGGGUCUCAGCUCAGGGUCUGCUGUGGCAAACACCCCUUAGCUCUGAUGUGUUACAAUGCCUGGCUAGUUUUGAGGUUAGGGUCUAUGUCUCCUCCUGGCAGCAAACCUAUAAUGCUGUCCCCUUGCUUAGUUGUUACACCCGAAGCAGACCCCCUUCCCGGCUAAUAGGACAAAUCAGAGAAUCACAGUAACUGGGAAUCUUAUGUUUGCUCAGUUUAUAAAUAAAAAACGCUGGAUUGACCCUUGAGUGUUAUUUCAGACUUGUCCAACUCUC